GAAAACCUGACUGCACAGCCUGUGCUCCUGGGGACCUCUUAGGACCCUCGGCCUGCUACUCACUGCAUCAAGGCCUACCCACUGACCCCAUGCCGGGCUCUCCCCGCCUGCUGUGGCUCCUGGCUGUCACCUUCUCCUUGGUUCCCAGAGCGCAGCCCUUGGCGGGAGACUCGGAAGAAGAAGAGCAAGAUGAGACACCUUUGCCGGCUGUCCCCUGUGACUACGACCGCUGCCGCCACCUGCAGGUGCCCUGCCAGGAGCUGCAGAGGGCCGGCCCGACGACGUGCCUGUGCCCCGGCCUCUCCAGCGCCGCGCAGCCGCCCGACCCGCCACGCCUGGGGGAAGUGCGCAUGGAGGCCGAGGCGGGCCGCGCCGUGGUGCACUGGUGCGCCCCCUUCUCCCCGGUCCACCAGUACUGGCUGCUGCUUUGGGAAGGCGCCGGGGCUCCGCAGAAGGGGCCCCCCCUCAACUCGACGGUCCGCCGAGCGGAGCUGAAGGGCCUGAAGCCCGGGGGCGCAUACGUCGUCUGCGUGGUGGCCGCCAACGCGGCCGGGGAGAGCAGCGCGCCCGGGGCCGAGGGCCUCGACGGCGCGGGCGGCCCCGCCUUCGGGCCCUGCGGCCGGCUGACCGUGCUGCCAAGGCCGCUCACGCUGCUGCACGGGGCCGUGGGCGUGGGCUCGGCGCUGGCCCUGCUCAGCUGCUCCGCCCUGGUCUGGCACUUCUGCCUGCGCGAGCGCUGGGGCUGCCCCCGCCGAGGCCGCCCGAGCGGUGCGGGACUCUGAGGCCGCCCAGGGGCCUCUCCGGCCAAACUAAGCCCGGCGCCGCUCCGGGGGAGGUGGCGGCCCCGGCGGACGGAGGGAUGGAAGGCCGGGCGCUGGGCCCCCACUGAGUCGGUUCAGGCUCCAGACUUCCCACUCUGCCCCGAACUUAGGUUUAGGAAUAGAGAAGGUCGGCAGAUUUUUUCUUAAAGGACCAGAAUAAUUUAGGCUUUGUGGUUCCAGGGGAUAAAAUCGAAGAUAUCAUGUAGUUCUUACACAACCAUGUAACCAUUUAAAAAUGUAAAAAUCAUUCUUAGCUCUUGGGCCUUACAAGUCAGGCCCUGGCCAGAUUCGGCCCGUUGACUACGGUUAGUCUACUUCUGUCGUACAGCCUCAAAAGGGCCCUGCCACUAUGGGUGGCUUCCAUGGGGUUUUGAGAAUAAGCUGCUGCGGGAUGGGAGUUUGGGGCUAGAGACCACUCCUUCUCCUUCUGCCUUCUUGUUUAGAUAGUGAGGAUGCGCACCGAGUUAGAAUCCACCUGUGUCUGAGGCGGCUGGAAAUAAAUGACUGACAUGGGGUGGAGAAGAGAAGGACUGACCAAGCUGCUGUCUGGGACAAGCUUGCGGUUUUGCUAGUAAAAAUAUAAUAAUAAUAAUACAAUAAUAACAAAGGAUUCCCCCUCCCCCAUUUGUGUUUAUUGUAUAUUCACUGUAACAACAUUAAAGGAGAUGUAAAAGGAA
Messenger RNA from Mesoplodon densirostris (Blainville's beaked whale), 1498 nucleotides. RefSeq names its product LRRN4 C-terminal like (gene LRRN4CL). The transcript has 2 exons. NCBI's taxonomy places the organism in Eukaryota, Metazoa, Chordata, Mammalia, Artiodactyla, Ziphiidae. Bases 90 to 782 code for a protein of 230 amino acids. The record is from RefSeq and is a predicted model, not a curated record. Gene Ontology annotation, molecular function: protein binding.